UUGUCCUAGAAAAGCGUGUGUGUAAAAAGUUGAAUUUUUUUUUCAAUAGAUCGACGGAUGUCCUUGUCGCACACUAUUGCUUUCUUUGUCUAGCGUCAUUAGACAAGGAGACAAACAGCGUGUGACAAGGACAGACAUAUGUGCGCGGUAAACAAGGAGAGCGACAGUGUGCAACAAGGACAUAUUCGCACAAAGAGAACAAAAGCGUGCGAUAAGGAUAGGGUUAAGCACAGAUGUGUGGUUGAUUACAAAAAAAAAAAAAAAAAGAAAAAAGAUGGAAAACAUAAGGCUAAGCCCAACAACAAUGGAUAUGAAAUUAAAAAAUAGGAACAGUGUGAAUAAACUCAAACAUAGCUCUCCAAAAUUGCAGGAGGUCUUACGAGAGAGAUGUCGUCAAAAAAUGAGGGAGAAACGAGGACAGUUAUUUAACAAACGUAGAUUUGGUUUAGAACUCUGUUCGAAAGAUGUACAGGAGACUUUAACCGAAAUCGUUCGUAAAGAAUUCAGUGAUCUUAUGACUACAAACCUAGAUUCAACUUUUGUGGAUAAUUCAUUUCUAAAUGAAUCACUUGAUCCCGAAGCAACAUUUGAACUUGAAAAUGAAAUAGUCAAUGAAGAGCAAUGGAUAAUUCAAGAAUAUGAAAGAAUGAUGCAAGAAGAAAUUGAAAUGCUAGCUCUUACUGCAGAUGGACAAGUUGAUGAAGUUAUCUGUCCUAUAUGUCAGAUAUCGAACUUAAUAGAAAAAGAAAAUAAAAUAGCUUGUAGAUCUUGUGAUUUUAUAUUGAACAACAGUGUCAGCAUUAAGGAAGUAGGAUAUCAUAUUAAUAACUGUGUGAAUAUCCAUUCGUCUCAGUGUAAAGAACCACCUGGCUUUUUUCCACUUCCUGAGAAUGACAAGAUAUCCCUGUAUCUCAUUUGUGAUAAAUGUUCAACUUGGACAUUAAUAAUAUAAAUUUUGAUAUUUCCUUCAAUU
Molecule: messenger RNA, 973 nt
Organism: Frieseomelitta varia
Lineage: Eukaryota; Metazoa; Arthropoda; Insecta; Hymenoptera; Apidae
Gene: Ripalpha
Product: RPA-interacting protein
Exons: 4
Coding region: 275-952 (225 amino acids)
Biological process (GO): protein import into nucleus
Cellular component (GO): nucleus
Source: RefSeq, a predicted model, not a curated record